AUGCGUAAAUGGCUGUGUGUAGACAGGCUCCACAUCUCACACCGCCUCGGAAUUGUGGUUGUGCCGUUCCUUGAUGAGGACCAAGAUGCUAGUGAACGGGGCUCGUUGGCCGCUGGGUUCUACUGGGCGGAGACGGGCUGUGCGGAGAAGCGGCUGCCGGCGCCGCCCUGGGGCAGGCUGGGGCGGGCGAAGGAGCGCAGCAUGAGUGGGAAAGAGCCGCUGCUGGGACCCCUGAAAGGGUGCAUUCGCUGUCUUCAGGAAGGCACUAGCCCUUGUACCGACACUUCCCCACAUCUACAGCCCUUUUGUGAGACCCUGGAGAUGAUCCUUCGGAAAGGAAUAAAGCAGCCAGUUCUGGGUUUCAAGAGGAGGGACUACUGGCACUGGAUAGAACAACUUCCUCAUCAGGUGACCCAUCGCAGCAUGACCCUUCUGUCAAUCGUGAUUGACAAAACCAACUCUUGUGAGAAGGUGCUCACAGCGCAAGGCCGAGGGCGGCACUUCCUGCGUCAGGCUUUGAAUGAGAAGCUACUAGCUGUAGCUAUUCAGCAGCUGCUCAGAGCUCCCAAGUUGCUUGAGUGGUAUGAUCCAGUGACCUCCAUCCUGGGCAAUGAAGAGUUUUUGGAGCCGUUCCUGUCUAUGAUUCUGGUGGUGACAGAAAUGAGUUUCUCGCUUAAUGUGCAGAAUUCCAGUUUCUUGGAUGAAAGCUGGCAGCUUCCGGUGUGCCUGACCUAUGAAACAGUCCCCUGCAAAGAACUAGGAAUGGUGCUCAGAUACUUGGAUGGGCGGAUUUUCAUCGUAGACCUUCUUCCACAGAGCCAGGCGGAGGUGGAUGAGGUUGUGCUGGUCGGAGAUGUCAUUGAUGAGAUAAAUGGGUUUUCACUGAGGAAUGCUUACAAUGGACAGGCUGGAACUGUGCUCCAGAAGCUAAAGGGCAAGCCACUGAGCUUCCACCUAAUUCGGUGGAAAUGGCACGAUGGAGGAAUGUACAAGCCGCUGCUGCCCUUCCUGAAAGUUCUCAGGGAGAAAAUCCCCAACUUCCAAUUCCAGCAUGAACACAGACACAAAGAAGAGAACAAGAGCCGGUGCCUGCAGGGGGGCAGGUUGCUGUACAAUCUGCGGUACUUGGGCGAAGUCAGCGUAGGAAAGCACGGGGGCAAAGAAGUAUUAGACAAAGGCAUCUCGGUGGUUUUAGAGAAAUGUUUUCCGCUGCAGCAUAUUCAGUGCACAGCAUCAGCACAACGAAGUAAACUACAGCUUGCCACCCCUGUCUCUGUAAAAGCCAUCCUCUUCAGAGGGAACAUCACAGAAAACGGUCGCCAGGCGCAGAAUUGGCUGGGGGGAAGCACCCGCGUAGCAUCCUAUGAAGGCUUCUCUGCCACCAGCAAGCUCGCUGCAUCUGCACGGCUCAAAGUACCUGAUGCGUAUCCUGUGAUGCGAUUACUCCCGACAAGCGACACAGGCUUGUCUCACUCGCUGAAACCAAGAUGGUGGUGUCACUGCACGUGCAGAAGCCGCAACAAGUACCGGAGCUGUGUACAGCUGCAAGGGGUACAGCCCGUGUAA
This is a messenger RNA of Euleptes europaea (tarantolino), 1566 nucleotides long. RefSeq lists its product as uncharacterized. NCBI's taxonomy places the organism in Eukaryota, Metazoa, Chordata, Lepidosauria, Squamata, Sphaerodactylidae. Gene Ontology annotation, molecular function: protein binding. The coding region runs from base 1 to 1566 and encodes 521 amino acids. The record is from RefSeq and is a predicted model, not a curated record. The transcript is spliced from 14 exons.